Molecule: messenger RNA, 386 nt
Organism: Lodderomyces margitis
Lineage: Eukaryota; Fungi; Ascomycota; Pichiomycetes; Serinales; Debaryomycetaceae
Exons: 1
Biological process (GO): import into nucleus
Cellular component (GO): cytoplasm
Source: RefSeq, a predicted model, not a curated record
AUGAGUUUAUUCGUUCUAGGUUCGACUGGGUUAGUCGGCGGCUUUAUAAUUGAAGCAAGUCUUCAAUCAAAAACCUGGAGUAAAGUGACCACACUCACAAGACGCAAACCACAAUUUGCCAAUAACAACAACAUCGAUGCUAUCGUUGAAACCGACACCACGAAAUGGUCCAGCAUCAUCCAAAAUGAUGUAAAAACUCAAGCACCGCAAGCUUAUAUUUCAUCGUUUGGAACCACGAGAGCUACAGCAGGAUCAGCUGAACAAUUUCGCGCUAUUGAUUAUGGAAUCAAUUACGACGCGGCAAAACUGGCUAAAGAGAUUGGCGUCAAGACGUGCAUUUUAAUUUCAACUAUUGGUGCUAAUGCCAAUUCACCAUUUCUCUAUUU